Messenger RNA from Haliotis rufescens (red abalone), 5432 nucleotides. RefSeq names its product Golgi phosphoprotein 3-like. NCBI's taxonomy places the organism in Eukaryota, Metazoa, Mollusca, Gastropoda, Lepetellida, Haliotidae. The transcript has 3 exons. Gene Ontology annotation, cellular component: cytosol; Golgi cisterna; trans-Golgi network. The record is from RefSeq and is a predicted model, not a curated record. Gene Ontology annotation, biological process: retrograde vesicle-mediated transport, Golgi to endoplasmic reticulum; Golgi organization; Golgi vesicle budding. Bases 95 to 949 code for a protein of 284 amino acids. Gene Ontology annotation, molecular function: phosphatidylinositol-4-phosphate binding.
UCUGUUUCUCGAUCGGCCAUUUUGGAGUGGGCUCUGUUGAAAACAGACACAUAAAACUCUACUUUUCUUUAUUUAUUGACAUCAUACGACAAACAUGACAAGUCUAACACAGAGAAACGUUGGACUUAAACAAAGAAAACCAGCGAGCCAAGGGGCAGAAGCUAAUGAUGCACAAGAUAAUUAUGACCAGAGAGAGGAAAUGGAGGAUCACGACUCGAAAGAAACGCGACUGACGCUAAUGGAAGAAGUCUUAUUGCUUGGAUUGAAGGACAGAGAGGGCUAUACCUCCUUCUGGAAUGACUGUAUAUCAUCUGGGCUGAGAGGAUGCAUCUUGAUAGAGCUAGCACUGCGUGGGCGUUUGGAGCUGGAGAAGGCAGGAAUGAGACGGCGAAGUCUGCUCAAUCGCAAGGUCAUCUGCAAGUCCGACACCCCUACUGGAGAUGUCUUGUUAGAUGAAGCUCUCAAGCACAUCAAAGAAACGCAACCAGCAGAAACUGUCCAGAGUUGGAUUGAAUACCUCAGUGGUGAAACCUGGAAUCCUCUGAAACUGCGCUAUCAAUUGAGGAAUGUACGAGAGCGUUUGGCCAAAAAUCUGGUCGAGAAAGGUGUAUGUUCCACUGAGAAACAGAAUUUCCUGCUGUUUGACAUGACCACACAUCCACUUACCGACUCAACCGUCAAGCAGAAGCUCAUCAAGCGAGUCCAAGAUUCCGUUCUCAGUCGCUGGACCAAUGAUGCCCAUCGAAUGGACAAACGUGUAUUAUCUCUCAUUUAUCUUGCUCAUGCUUCAGACGUUUUGGAAAAUGCCUUCGCUCCCCUGUCAGAUGAUGAUUAUGAAGUGGCCAUGAAACGCGUUCGAGAACUACUUGAUCUGGACUUUGAUGCGGAGAGCAUGAAGGAAGGAACCAAUGAGCUUUUGUGGGCUACCAUAUCUGCUGUCAGCAAGUGAUUCUGGCUUGUGCUACUUCUGUGCUUUCAAUGGAUUUGGUGUCUUUUUCUACCUUCACAUAUAAAUGACUUUGUGGAAAGUGAGGGACGUUUCAUGUUUUAAGCCUUGAACUUCGACCAGUGAUUUCAGGCUUGACAGAGAAAUAAAAUGGAAACACAAAGUCCCUCUGAAUACAUGGAACCAGGUCAGGAUCUGUUCCCUUAGCAACUAAAUCUGAGAGUAGAGAUCCUGCCUGACCCGAAAUUAAUAAGAAACUGUGGGAUAUGUAUAUGAUUGGGGACGUUUUAACUUCAUUAAGUUUGCCAGCAUGUCACAAAAUGACAUUAGUUCAGACUGAUGUCAUUCUGUUUGGGGUUCAGUAGAUAGUCCUUGAUGUACCCAACAGAGGGCCAUUCACCUUCUGUGUUGAUCUAGGUGGCGGAAUAUCAAUAUGUCAUCUGAUUUGGACAAUCCCACAGUUUGUGAUGAAUGAUUUAGGGGAUAUGACUGUCCAUUGGUCCUUUUGUAUAUAGCCUACUUCUUCAUUGUUUUUGUAUCAUAACAUUCACCAUGUUCACAUGUAUUCCUCUCCUGCCAACAGAUCCUGUCCUAUUUGUGAGAUAUUCUCGUUCAAGUCUGUGCAUCUGGGUUUUCAGUUUGCGUCCAUCAUCACCAGUAUUUUUACAGGCGUAGCUACCAGACUGUUUGGAUUUUUGGACAUAUUUGUGAUGACAUGCAGGGGUAGACUACCAGGCUGGAUGGCAUAAACACAGCCCCCCCCCCCCCCCCAAAUGUUCAAAGUCUUGUAGCAGUGUUGAAUUUAAAGAGUCCUGGGGUGCUUGAGGUCUUUUGUGGUAUUUGAAUCUAGGGGCCCCAUAAGUUUAAUCAUGUAUGACAAGGACCCUUUGACUUUCAUGCUUCAUUGCAAACACUGGUAGGCUUAGAUACCUUCAUGGCUAGGAUUGCUCCCAGACCGUGUAUAAUAUAUUUGUUAAUCUGUCUCGAUCCGAGUUCCAUUUAAGAAGUGGUUGAGCAAAAACGUAUGCACACAAUAUCCUUUAUCAUAUGUACACUGAAGUGUAGUGUGACAUGUGUCAAUGUGUUUUGAAGAAAUUCUCUGUCUAUUAACAGUAUACUCAGUCGCCAUCAUAUAUACCUGCACACUCUUGUGCCGAACACACACACACACACGUCACAAUCAUACACCUAUAUGCACACACACCAUCACACACGUCACUAUCAAGUACCCACUCAUGUCGCCAUCAGAUACCCACAUACACAUCAUCAUAUGCUUACACCUAUACACAACAAUGCACAUGUUACCUUAAUAUACCUACACCUAUACACAUCCAUGCACCCAUCACCUUAAUAUGCCUACAUCUACACACGUCGCCAUCAUAUACUUAUAUGCACACACAUCAACACACACACACAAUCAUCAUAUGCCUACACCUAUACACAUCCACACGCACACAUCACCAUCAUAUACCUACAGGUAUACACAUCCAUGCACAUGUCACCAUCAUAUGCCACACACCAACCCCCAUCACUGGUAUAUGCAGUCAAUAACCGUGACAUACACCUUGUUAACACACCCUGUCACAGUCAUCCACACAACUACCAUGACCACACUGAAUACUUUCUCUUAGCUGGCAAUGACUCAUCAUCAGUUGUAAGGCAAGGCAAAGCACAUGAACUAUAUGUAUAUCCAAUAAUAAUAUAAAGAAAUAGUAACAGAAGUAGUGUGGGUGAUUGGUCCUCAAUUUGACUAUUUUCUGAGAACUAGACAUUCCAUUUAUAUUUGGUAGUAUCAGCAUGAUCCGAACUAUCUCUAUGAACAUGUUGAAUAGUAUUAAUAUUCAAGAAAGUUAUCCAUUUUCACUUGAAAAAAAUGAGAUGGUGAUUAUUAAAAGAAAUUAUGUACAGGAUACAUAUGUUAAGACAAAUGUAAUAUUUUGAAGGGAGAUAUCGCAUUACAAAUAACAUCUUUUUAUGUAUGUUGUAGGAACUUCCAAUGCCUGUUUUUAUGCAUCAUUUCCUACAAAUAAUGGCAUUUAAUUACCAUUCAGUGACACAACAUUGCAAGGGAUUUUGAAUUCCUGUUGUUCUGGUUCUAGUUGUGAUAAUAUAGUUAGUAUAUGAUUUUAUCCCAUAGAUGCCAGACUUGGAAGGUGUACCACAGUGUUGGUGUGAUAGACUCUAUCAGUUGUAAGUGUAUAGAAAGUGUACAGAUAUUUUUCUUGACCAGCUCAUUUCCUUAUAUCAAUCUGUUUUGGUUUUGCCUAUUUUAUUGUGUACAUUAUUUUGUUAUGUUUGAUUCAUACAAGACUUCACUUGACAACUUGAGAGGCAGUAGCCAUGGUUACGUUGUCAUGCAUCAAGUGAUAUAAUAAGUUUAUCUCACGUUUUUGAGACUUUAUGUAAAGUUGACACCAAGAUGUUCACUGUUAACAUUCAUAUGCUCUACCCCAAAUGUAUGUAUGUUAUUUUUUUUUGAUGGAGUUCGAUACAAAACAUGGGAAAAUGCGCAUGGUCAUGUGAAAUGUUUUUAGUUGUUUUUCACAACCAGCAAGUAAAAUUAACUGCUUCUGUGUUGUGAAGAAGUGAUUUCUUGUUGGGGUUGUUUCAAACCAUGGGGUUUAAAUUGUGUUAUGGAAUAAUAUAUAAAAAAUAUGUGUGUCUAUUAGAGAGGGUUUUCAUGUCCUUGAUCAAAAGAAAUGUAAUGGUAUGCGUACAUGAAAGAUGUUUCAAUAUGGUACAGAACAGGGACAUAUUGCACAGCACAUCUAACCAUGUUGUUUUGAAGCUCUUUCUGUACAUUCACUACUGUAUUCAGGAAGCUGCAGAGUACUUAAGUUCUGGUUAAUUUUGUUGUCAAAAACUUAAAAUAUUAAGUACUGGUACUUGUAUAUGACUAUCAGAUUGAAUAUUUAUGACCAUCAAAUUAAGUACUUAUCGCUUUAAUGGCCAAUUAACUUGGAAAAUGAUGUAUCAAACAUAAAAAAUAUUGGUUCAUGUGCCUGUAAAAGAGAGCAUUUCUGUGCAUAGGCAUUAAACCCAGGCUGUCUGAAUCACUGUUUCAUAGAGCUGCAAAACCUCAUGGUGUGAUGUGUUUGACACCGGGUAUUCUGAUAAGUAGUUGCAUCGUUUGAUGACGAACAUUUGAAUCUGUGCUGAUAUUUUUACAAAUGCAUGUCAUGUUGUGGUUUAAAGUAUUAACAGUGGGAAAAUUGGGUUUCAAAAUGGUAUCCAUAAUAAAUGGAUGUGAUCAUGUGUGGUUCAACACUAUUAUAGAAAUACUGUCAUCAAUUCUCUUGGAAUGUGCAAAUGUCACAAGUGUGGAUGACAAUGUUAUUUUCGCUUAUUUAAUGAUUGUUGUCUUUGACAGCUGCUUAGAAUGAAUGGAAUAUGAUAUGACUCAAUCCUUCAAAUCUUUGGACAACCUGAUCAAAUUGUUGGAUGUUAUCAGUAUGAUUGAUGAUGAUGUUACUUCCCAGGAAAAAAAUUAGUGUCAGGUUUAGCUCGAGUUGUGCUACAGGCUUAAGUAUGUUAGUAACUUUGUGUAAUACAGUAUUCAUACAGAUUAUGUGAUGCAUUAUUGGAAAAUACAGCCUCAAUCUUCCUCUGAAAGUAGCUGGAAUAAAAUCCGCAAUAAAUUUGGUCAUAUCUUAUAUUCCAAAUUUUAAGAUAAAUACAGGUGUCAGAAUCAGUAUAUGACAUGGAGUUCUACAGAUGUGUAUCUUUCCAUACUUUUCUCAGUGAGAGUGACCCAGAUAGUCUCAGCACUAACAAAAAGUAGACUUAGUAGUCUUGAUCGUAUGACCUGCUUAGCCUGCACAAGGGGACUCCAGCACAGGUAUUGUGUGCCAAGGUUUGUAGUUUUCAUCACAAGCAGUGAACCAUGAUGUUGGCGUCGUACCUUGUCAUUUCCCAGGGUGAAGCUACAUGUAGUAUUUUUUGCUGAAAGGUUUUACCACCGUUUGAGUGCUGAUGCAUGUCCAUUGUGCAUUUCCUUCAGCAGAUGGCUUUUAGAAAUACUAACAUCUCAUGUUAUAUAUUUUGGUAGUUAUGAUAUUCUGAUAGAGCAACAGGAUGGCUCUGUCCUAUGUACGUGGUACAUGAUUACACAUAUGUGGUUUUUCAUACUGCUUUUCGUGUUUGUGAAGGAUUUGUUAAUUUUAAGAAAUACUGAAAAUAUGAUGUUCUGUUAUGCCUCUGUCAAAGUUUCUCAAGAAUGGAUUCACCACUGAAUGUCUGCUGUGUAACAUUUAGGUAGAUACCUGUGUUGAUGCAUUCACACUGGUUUCGUGAUUGUCACCACCUUUGUCAUGAAUGAUGCUUUAUUUCAACCAGAAUUGGUAUCUUUACAGCUGAAAGUGGGGCUAAUGGUUAACAGUUAGUUUUGUGAUAUUUAGGUGCAAUCAUGGGGAAAUAUUCUAUUUGUAUAUAGGUCAUUGAUACAGAUUUGUUUACAUGUAUAUCAAUAAAUUGACAAGAUAUGGUA